UCUUACGCACGCCCUGCCCCCAGACGUCAUUCGGUCAUUGUUUAGCUUGGACUAGCAAAUGUGCUAGCUAGCUGCUAAGUCUACUAAGCAAUGUUUUAACUCUUCCUUCCUGCCCAAAAAACAAGUACGUUUCCGUCACAGAUUGAAGAACGGACUGAACAAAGAUGAGCAAAAGGAAAGCGCCUCAGGAGUCCCUGAACGAGGGAAUAACAGACUUCCUAGUCGAGUUGGCCAAUUACGAGAAAAACGUCAACAGGGCGAUACACAAAUACAAUGCGUACAGGAAAGCAGCAUCUACCAUUGCCAAGUACCCAGAGAAGAUCAAAAGUGGUGCUGAGGCUAAGAAACUGGAUGGUGUGGGAGCUAAAAUUGCAGAGAAGAUUGAUGAGUUCCUACAAACUGGCAAGCUUCGGAAACUGGAAAAGAUUCGAAAUGAUGACACCAGCUCCUCCAUCAAUUUCCUCACCAGAGUCACGGGAAUUGGUCCUGCCGCUGCCAGGAAGUUCUAUGAGGAUGGAGUCAAGACACUAGAAGAUUUGAAGAAAAUCGAGCACAAGCUAAAUCAUCAUCAACAGAUUGGACUCAGGUACUUUGAGGAAUUUGAGAAAAGGAUUCCACGUGCUGAAAUGGAGAGGAUGGAGGCUCUGAUUCUCAAGGAGUUGAAGAAGGUUGACACAGAAUAUAUUGGAACAAUCUGUGGAAGCUACAGGAGAGGUGCUGGGUCCAGUGGUGACAUUGAUAUCUUGCUGACCCACCCAAACUACACCUCUCAGACCGAGAAGCAGCCCAAGCUCCUGCAUGCUGUGGUAGAGCAUUUGGAGUCCAUCGGGUUUGUGACUGACACUCUGUCCAAAGGAGACACAAAGUUCAUGGGGGUCUGCCAGCUGCAGCAGAGCGAUGAAGAUGAGGAAGAGUUCCUUCACCGGCGUAUUGAUAUUAGGUUAAUUCCCAAGGACCAGUACUACUGUGGUGUUCUGUAUUUCACUGGGAGCGAUAUCUUCAAUAAAAACAUGAGAGCUCAUGCUCUGGAGAAGGGCUUCACUCUGAAUGAGUACACCAUACGACCACUGGGUGUCACUGGAGUAGCAGGAGAGCCUCUGAUGGUGGACAGCGAGAGAGACAUCUUUGAAUACAUCCAGUAUAAAUACAGAGAGCCAAAGGACCGCAGCGAGUGAAGAUGAAAAUGAUCAGCCACAUGUAUUUUAAGCAAGAGUCGACCUGCAGACAAAAUCUGAAGCAUGUGUAUGAAUGUCUUUGUGUUAGUACUGUGACUCUCCACAUGGCAUAACUUUGAUAUAACAGUUGCUGCCAUUUUCAAAACAAAAUACCUGUGAAAGCUCAUUUUAAUUUAUCAUUUUUAGAUUUGUUUUUUCUUCAGGUCAGUUUUAACUAUUUAAAACAUCAUCAUCAAUGGGAUUUCAAUCAUAGCACACACACAAUCAUGCAUCAAAACCGCCAAAGUGUAGUUGCCCCAGGGUCUAUAUUUAUUUUGGAAAAGCUUAUAAGCUUUUUUUCUUCAGUGCUACAGGAUUUUGCACCAGUAUGCAAAAUAAUAACCAUGUUUAACAGUGUGUUAAAUUUGUACUACUUUUUAAUUGACAUGUCAAAAUUAGACUGUGAAAUACCUCUACUAGAAGUUAGUAGUAUUGAUUUAGGCAGGCUUCUUGUGCUGUUGUUUUUGUUUAUGUGCCUUGACAACUGUCAGUGCCCUUGAAUACACACUUUGGCACCGCAGUGCAAGAUAUUGAGAUGCAGUUUUGUUACAAACACAGACAGCACAGCAGCAUCGUUUACAUGUUUGCCUUCAUUUCGCAGUUGAUCUUUGUCUCCUUCAUCACACAGAAUUGACUGUGUAUUUAAAGCUUAAGCAUUUCAGAAACAGUCUGGAGGAACUGAAAAAUUGGCUUGGUGUGUGUACUGUUUGUUAUGUUAAUAUGGGCUAAAAAUGACAAAAGGAGGGUGAUACUAACAGCAGCUCCAAGACUGACAGAACUGAAGCUUGUUUUGUGGCACAGUUUCUUAUGUACAAGAACUGUGUACAGUUGGGGGAGGGGGGGGGGGGCAGACUAUCCUUAAUUUUUAGGAAUUUUUAGAUUUAUUGACAUCAAAGCCUCCGUCAUUUAUGUGUGAAUGCAAGUGUGAGGUUUUUACAUGGGAGUGUUAAAUUAUCCUUCAUUUAUAUUACAGAUAUGUUCCCCAAAAUAGCAGUCCUGUUUGUUACUAUAUUAGACUUGAAGGGAUUUUUUUUAUUAUUAUUAUUGUAGUUGUAUUUGGUGUGUGGCCUGAUAAAAAUGAAAAUGAAAGUGUGUAUUAUUGUCCAAGUCCGCUGAUUAUGGAUCAGAGACGUUUGUGAUGUGUGCAGGAAUUACAGUCAGGGUUUGAAGUGGCUUCUGGUCUGUCGUCAGCUGUUGAGAUUUUAAAAUAAAGGUGAGAUGUCUGUCCAGA
Myripristis murdjan (pinecone soldierfish) is the source of this 2445-nucleotide messenger RNA. Its product is annotated as polymerase (DNA directed), beta. The transcript has 14 exons. Gene Ontology annotation, molecular function: DNA binding; DNA-directed DNA polymerase activity. The record is from RefSeq and is a predicted model, not a curated record. Gene Ontology annotation, cellular component: nucleus. Gene Ontology annotation, biological process: double-strand break repair via nonhomologous end joining; base-excision repair. Lineage: Eukaryota; Metazoa; Chordata; Actinopteri; Holocentriformes; Holocentridae. The coding region runs from base 165 to 1175 and encodes 336 amino acids.